ACCAUGGAAACGUUCAGUGUAUCGGUGUGUUUGAGGUUAAAAUUGUAAAUACUAAAUAUUGAUAUUGUCAACUGGAAUUUAAAAUGACUACUAAUUUUAAUUGUUGUGAUACUUUAUGUAUUCUCGCUAGAACUGUCCGAUUGUAAAUUACAAAAUUUACAUUAAACAUUUGUAGUAACAACAAAAAAGGAAAAUAGUAAAGGUGUUCCAAGGAAAAUGGCAGAUGAAGAAGAAGUGGUGGAGGAAAGCUCCGACGUUGUACGAGUCGCAAGUGCAGGAAGUGAGGCUGGGCUCAGCCCCGUGCAGGAAAAACCACUCGCCCCUCCAAAAUAUGAAGUCCGACCGGGACUAGGUGACAAAUUUCAAGCGGAGAACGUUCGGGAAAUAAUGCUGUCUUCAAUGAAGGAGCAGUUGAUGGGGCGACAGUACCGAGCGGACCAGGCUCCUCGCUGGGCCAAGAGCAUCUCAAACGCGGUGAGGCAACGAGUGCAGGACCUCGAUAUGAAGAGGUAUAAAAUUUUAGUCCAAACGAUCAUAGUGGAGAUGAAAGGCGCCGGCAUUAAGAGUGGUCAAAGGUGCAUUUGGGACCCAGAAACUGAUGCGUAUGUGGACGAUUUGUUCAGGAACGACACUAUAUUCUGUUACACGAUUGUCUAUGGUAUUUACAUGUAUUGAUAAGUAGGCUUUAGUAUUAUUUUACAUUGAGAUGAAUUAUGUACGAGUAUGUUUUAAGAAAGGAGUAUUAGGCAAAUAUUUUGUAGAUAAGAAUUAAUAAAAAAGUUCACCAA
This is a messenger RNA of Pararge aegeria (speckled wood butterfly), 788 nucleotides long. RefSeq names its product dynein light chain Tctex-type protein 2B. Gene Ontology annotation, cellular component: cytoplasmic dynein complex; cytoplasm. NCBI's taxonomy places the organism in Eukaryota, Metazoa, Arthropoda, Insecta, Lepidoptera, Nymphalidae. Gene Ontology annotation, molecular function: dynein intermediate chain binding. Gene Ontology annotation, biological process: microtubule-based movement. The record is from RefSeq and is a predicted model, not a curated record. Bases 217 to 675 code for a protein of 152 amino acids. The transcript has 5 exons.